This is a messenger RNA of Saprolegnia parasitica CBS 223.65, 237 nucleotides long. RefSeq lists its product as hypothetical. Gene Ontology annotation, biological process: ribosomal small subunit assembly; translation. NCBI's taxonomy places the organism in Eukaryota, Oomycota, Saprolegniomycetes, Saprolegniales, Saprolegniaceae. The transcript has 2 exons. The coding region runs from base 1 to 237 and encodes 78 amino acids. Gene Ontology annotation, molecular function: rRNA binding; mRNA binding; structural constituent of ribosome. Gene Ontology annotation, cellular component: ribosome; cytosolic small ribosomal subunit. The record is from RefSeq and is a predicted model, not a curated record.
AUGGCCGAGACCGCUGCCGAAGUCAAGCUCUUUAACAAGUGGUACGUGUGCAUGGUCGAUCCGGGCGAGGCCCUCUACUUGUUGACCACGGGUGCCCGCGAAGCCUCGUUCCGCAACGUCAAGACCAUCGCCGAAUGCUUGGCCGAUGAGUUGAUCAACGCCGCCAAGGGCUCGUCCAACUCGUACGCGAUCAAGAAGAAGGACGAAGUCGAGCGCGUCGCCAAGGCCAACCGGUAA